Phascolarctos cinereus (koala) is the source of this 2908-nucleotide messenger RNA. It is a transcript of the gene TBKBP1, whose product is annotated as TBK1 binding protein 1. Gene Ontology annotation, cellular component: cytoplasm. Lineage: Eukaryota; Metazoa; Chordata; Mammalia; Diprotodontia; Phascolarctidae. The record is from RefSeq and is a predicted model, not a curated record.
AGUCCUGGGGGCAGGACGAACUUGGGAUCAGGAGCAUGGCUGCAAGGUAUUUGAGACUUGCUGGGCAGCUAUGAGAAGGGAAUUGGGUCAGGUGGCUCCACCAGGGCCCCUGCCCCUCACCUGAGUGCCAUGGAAUCCAUGUUUGAGGACGACAUCAGCAUCUUGACCCAGGAGGCGCUGGGGUCCGGCGAGGUGUGGCUGAAUGGGCCGGGGGGCCCUGUGCUGGGCAGUGACAUGUGCUCUGCCUCCCACUUCGCACUCAUCACAGCCUACGGGGACAUCAAGGAGCGGCUGGGGGGGCUGGAGCGGGAGAAUGCCACCCUACGGCGCCGACUCAAGGUGUAUGAGAUCAAGUACCCAGUGAUUGGCGACUUUGGAGAUGAACACAAUUUCUCCUUGUAUGAAAUUAAGGAGGGCUCCCUCCUGGAGGUGGAGAAGUCCAGUCUACAGCAGCAACUCAAUCAGUUCCAGCAUGAGCUCCAGAAGAGCAAGGAGCAGGAAGAACAACUUGGGGAGAUGAUACAAGCAUAUGAGAAGCUGUGCGUAGAGAAAAAUGACCUGGAAAACGAACUGGGGGAGAUGCGGGCUUUGGUGGAGACACACCUGAGGCAGAUCUGUGGGCUGCAGCAGCAGCUUCGUCAGCAGCAGGGAGGGGGGGACAGCACCUUUCCCAGCCUGAGCCCUCCGGCAGCUCCUGCUCCUGCUGACCCUGACCUUGACCUCCACUACCUGGCACUACGGGGAGGACCUGGCCUCAGCCAUGUGCUAGAGCCUUCCUUAGGCUGGCCCAGCCCACCCAGUAUUGGGGAACUGGAGAGGAGGCAGCUGGAAGAGGCUUUGGAAGCAGCUAGAGGGGAGGCGAGGGGGGCCCAGCUCCGGGAAGAGCAGCUCCAGGCUGAGUGUGAGCGGCUACAGGGAGAGCUGAAGCAGCUGCAGGACAGCAGGGCUCAGGAUUUGGCUUCCAACCAGUCAGAGCGGGAUAUGGCAUGGGUGAAGAGAGUCGGAGAUGACCAGGUUAACUUGGCUCUGGCCUACACAGAACUGACAGAGGAGCUGGGCCGACUGCGGGAGCUAAGUUCCCUUCAGGGGAGAAUUCUGAGGACAUUGCUGCAAGAACAAGUCCAGAGGAGCGGCCAAAGACAUUCCCCUCUUUCCCAGCGCCACUCCCCAUCUUCACAGUGCCCUUCGCCAUCCCCACCAGCCCGGGCUCCCCCGCCCGGGCCUCAGAGUCAGUCCCCGGUUCCCCAGCGUCGCUCCCCUGUACCCCCUGUUCCACCGUGCCAUUCACCCCAACAGCACCGCUCCCCUGCCUCACCAUCCUGUCCAUCACCUGCCCACCAGCGCCGCUCCCCUGUGCCCCUGCCACCCCCACCGCCAUGCCAGUCUCCUACCCCGCAGCGCCGCUCUCCUGUGCACCCCCCCUGCCCAGCUCAGCCUCGGCCCCCACCAGGGGAGAGGACUCUGGUGGAGCUGGCCUACGCCAAGCCACCCAGUCACCACGUGAAGGCUGGCUUCCAGGGGCGCCGCAGCUACUCAGAGAUGGCCGAUGGGGCGGGCUAUGCGGGAGCUGUCCCCUGGCUUCAGGCUGAGGCCUCAACGCUGCCCAAGCCUCGACCCUAUGGUGGGGAGCUCUACAGCCCCAGCAGGCCUCUCAGCCCCCGAAGCACCUUUGAAGGCAUCCGGCUUCGGUUUGAGAAGCAGUCUUCAGAAGAAGAAGAGUGGGCUGUGCCUAGCCCCCCCAGCCCAGAGUCAGGCACCAUCCGAUGUGCCUCUUUCUGUGCUGGCUUCCCCAUCCCUGAGACACCCACUGCUGCCUACACCCACGCGGAACAUGCCCAGUCCUGGCCAUCCAUUAAUUUGCUAAUGGAGACUGUGGGUUCAGACAUCCGAAGUUGCCCUCUCUGUCAGCUGGGAUUUCCCGUUGGGUACCCGGACGAUGCACUCAUCAAACACAUUGACUCGCACCUGGAGAACAGCAAGAUAUAGGGCACUCCCCCUUUCCUCCCCUUGACCAUUCAUUCUCUCCCACCUCUCCAGACCACCAUUCCCCUCUACUUUGAAUGCUGCAUGAUUCUCGCAGGGUCUGUCCUCCCUUUCCUCUGCUACUCCCAGACACCUCCACUAGCUACCCACGAGUCUCGCCAUGUGUGCUGUCUCCCUGCUGUUCUGCCAGUCACCAUUUAGCUCUGGCUCUCUCCAGGAGGAGGUGCCAAGAUCCACUCCCUGCCCCAUAUGCUUCCUCUCUGGCUCCUUCCGAGGGAAGUGGGGGACUGGGGUGGGAUGGGUCAGGGCUGUCCAUCCUCCUCUGAGUCUUUGUCCUCCUUCCUGUUCUCAAAUUGUGUUGGAUACAGUAAAGUCUCCAGUAUCGUUGGGCUAGUGGGGGGAAGGGCAGGGAAGGGGAUUUGUGGACUCCAGGAGGCCCCACCCCACCCUGGAGAUGUGUCUGUGAUGCGUUGUAGCUCUGCCACAUCCCACGCCAUCUUGGUCCUCCAUGCCCCCUCCCAUUCCAGGUCCUCAGCCCUGCCAGGCAUUGAUGCCAGAUGCCAACUCUUCCCUAUGCACUGAGUCUCCUGGAGUGGGGUUCCCAGGGGAGAAAAUGCUAGAUAUAGCCACCCCCCUCAUCCCUCUCUUCCAGACACAUUUGUCCAUCCAUCCAUCCAUCCCAGAGCUACCUCUCCCUACACCAUUCCUAGAACCCUCCACCCCCCCCACCCCCAACAGGGACUAGAUGAUUAACUUUAGAGACUGGAGUGAGGAUUCCCUGCCCUUCCUACCACACUUGCCUGCCUUCCUGGGCCUGAGCAGAGUAUGGAUCUGCCCUGACCUCCCCCUGGCCUCUUCCCCCUUUCCCAAAUUAAGUAUCCACCUGGGGUGUGUGUGUGUGUGUGUGUGUGUGUGUGUGUGUGUG